AUGGCUUGCUGGAAGGAAAUACGAAGCAGCAGCUGGAUUUAUCCUACCCUGGUCCUCUGCAUUUAUGGAUUUUUCUCCAUGAUGAGGCCAUCAGAACCUUUCCUCACCCCUUAUCUAACAGGACCAGAUAAAAACCUGACCAUUGAUGAGGUUACAAACCAGGUUUUCCCAGUUUGGACAUACUCCUAUCUGGUGUUACUGUUUCCUGUUUUCUUGAUUACGGACUAUGUGCGCUAUAAACCCAUCAUUAUUCUACAAGGCCUUAGCUUCAUUAUUACAUGGCUGAUGCUUUUAUUUUUCCAAGGAGUGCUAGCCAUGCAGUGGAUGGAGUUUUUUUAUGGGAUGGUAACGGCCACUGAAGUUGCCUAUUACGCCUACAUUUACAGCGUUGUCAGUGCUGACCAUUAUCAGAAAGUGACUAGUUAUUGCAGAAGCAUCACACUUGUUGCAACCACAGUUGCAGCGGUGUUGGGGCAACUUUUAGUAUCUUUGGCAGAGCUAUCCUAUUUUUAUCUAAAUGCCAUUAGUUUGGCUUCUCUGUCCUUGGCCUUCCUAGCCUCAUUUUUUCUACCAAUGCCAAAAAAAAGUAUGUUCUUUCACAAAAAUCGUAUCCCUGAAACUCCCCAAGGAACAAUGAGGCAAGACACAAUGUCAAAUGCACCCAGCAUUAAUGAGCAGCCAAGUUGCCAAGAGGACAAAGAUGCUGCAAAAUCAUCUGUCAUUACCAGGACAUUGCCUGAAUGCCAGUCUGACAAGCACCAGUGUCACAUGCUUGUGCAGUUAUGCAAGGAUUUAAAGGAAUGCUAUUGCACAAAGAAACUGCUUUACUGGUCCUUAUGGUGGGCUUUAGCCACUGCAGGCUAUAACCAGAUUGUGAAUUACAUCCAGGUGUUAUGGGACGACAGAGCACCCUCUCAGAAUUAUGACGUUUAUAAUGGGGCUGUUGAGGCAGCAGCAACAUUUCUGAGUUCAGUAACCGCCAUGGCAGUAGGAUAUGUGAAAAUUAACUGGGAUCUUUCAGGAGAGCUAGCACUGGGAAUCUUCUCUGCACUGGAUGCUGGUUCUCUAUUUCUCAUGCAUUUUACUGCCAACAUCUGGGCAUGCUAUGCUAGCUAUCUAGUUUUCAAGUCAUGUUAUAUGCUUCUCAUAACAAUAGCAACGUUUCAGAUCGCUGUCAAUCUAAGCAUGGAACGCUACGCUUUAAUGUUUGGAUUCAACAACUUUGUUGCACUGGUGAUUCAGACUAUUAUAACUGUAGUCGUAGUUGAUUCAAGAGGUCUGGGAUUGAAGAUAGUCACCCAGUUCCUAAUUUAUGGCAGUUACUUUGCAGUCAUAGCUGGGAUUUUCUUGAUCAGAAGCAUUUACACAAUUGUCUCAAUCCAAUGCAAAAAGGAAACACAGAACUUCUCCAACGGAUCUCAGAACAUUAAGGAACAAGAAUCAGAAACCAGAUUAUAA
This is a messenger RNA of Emys orbicularis (European pond turtle), 1458 nucleotides long. RefSeq names its product solute carrier family 19 member 3 (gene SLC19A3). Gene Ontology annotation, molecular function: thiamine transmembrane transporter activity. The coding region runs from base 1 to 1458 and encodes 485 amino acids. Gene Ontology annotation, biological process: vitamin transport; transmembrane transport. The record is from RefSeq and is a predicted model, not a curated record. Lineage: Eukaryota; Metazoa; Chordata; Testudines; Emydidae. Gene Ontology annotation, cellular component: plasma membrane. The transcript is spliced from 5 exons.